GAUUGCAAUGGUAGAAAACUUUUAGGUAUGACUUUAUUUCAGUGGCAAAUAAGAUUCUUCCCAAUCUCAUCUCCAGCCAUAAAAAGAGAAUAGAGAACCCAAAAAUAUAAAAUACAAAAACAAUUUCACAAAAUAGAGAAUUGUUGAUCCCAUUCUCAACUACCCCAGGUUUAACCUCUUUCUUUUUUGUUCUCUUCCAAAAUUUCAGCUCUGCAAUAAUUUCCGAUUCCUUCCUCUCCGAUUCUACAAUUUAGGGUUUCUGAUCAACCCACGAUCUGCCAAUUUCAGAAACCCUAAUUUCCCGAGAAAAGUCCGAGCUUUGUCAACGUCAACGGCUGCAGAUGAAGCACGCGAAGAAGAAGAAGAAGAGAAGCUCACAGGCGCCGAAGAAGGUGGUCGUCGUCCAAGGGAAAGACGAGGAGAUGAAGAAGGAGAAGGCGGUCCACGCGCUUACGGAGGCUUUCGUCUCGGUCUCUCUGCACGACACCGUGUCGGCUUACCAGGAAGCCAGAGGCGAUCCCGACGAGGCGACGGAGAUCUUAUGGCGAGCCUUGUCGGAAAAUGCCGACGAUCCGUCGACGAGCUCCACGUCCGGCGAGGGUUCGGGAUCGUCGGAAGGGUUUGUGGAGACCAGUUGUGUUCAGAAUUUGGUGGGCGAGAAGAGUUCUAGAGGGAACAAGCAGAAGAGGGUGGUCACGGCGACGGGCACUGUGUCGACGGUUCUGGGGAAGGGGUAUAUGGUGCCGAGUCCGAGGAAGGAUCUGAGGACUAUAGAUACGAAGCUGAAAGGUUUAGGUAAUGGCGUCGCGGGCAGAGAGAAGGCUGAACAGUUUCUUUGCUCGAUGCUUGGAGAUGAGUCCGAGCUGAACUUGGCCGUUAUUAGAGACGUACUAUGUCAGUGUGGAUACGAUGUGGAUAAGGCAUUGAAUGCGUUGCUAGCUUUAUCAUCUUCUUCUGAUCCUAAUUAUAGCUUGAGCUUAUACCCUAUGGAACAUUCUGAUACUCUGACAGAUGGGGUCUCAGAAUGCUCUUCGCAUUCAUCAGAAUGUGACCUACAUGAUAGCAUAUGGUCUGUGGGCUGUGGUUGCAGGAAGAAUUAUGCAAAGGUCCUUGCCACUUCUGAAGCUCAGUCUCCUACUACCCGAAGGAGUACUGAGUCAGUUCUCUCUCAAAAGGUGUUGGAAUCUUUCUUUAAGAUCUCUAAGAGUACUGAAUAUCAACCUAGCACCAUGAAUUGGAGGAAUGUUGUUAACAAAUUGCAGUCAUUGGGACCUCAAUUUGAUAUUUGCACAUCUAAUGAUUCGGAGGCACAGAAUAAUUAUGCCAAAGGAGAUGAAUAUUGUGUGUUUAGGAAAACUGCAAACCAACAAUGGGAUUCAGUUAGAUCCUGCUAUGAGAAAGCAGCAAAAGCAUAUGCAAAUGGAGCGAGGCAAUAUGCUUCAUACCUUUCUGAGCAGGGGCAGAUGCAGACUAAAUUGGCACGAGUGGCUGAUGAAAGGGCCAGCAAAGAUAUAUUUAAGGCUAGAAACAAUGAAAUACAAAAUGUAAUAACUAUUGAUUUGCAUGGACAACAUGUCAGACAAGCAAUGAGGGUCUUGAAAAUGCAUCUCUUAUUUGUUUCGUAUGUGCAAACGGUUCAGAUCCUAAGGGUAAUCACAGGAUGUGGAGCACAUGGAGUGGGCAAGUCAAAGCUAAAACAAUCGGUCAUCAGACUUCUGGAAAACGAAGGUAUUGAGUGGAGCGAGGAGAAUCGGGGAACCGUGCUUAUCAAGCUACAUGGACAGAGAGAGUUUAGCUUUCUGGAUUCCAUGAGCGACACCGAGUAAAUUGCUCUAACGUGCUUUGCUCAUCUAUUCUUCCCUUGAGAGUUCAAGGAAGUGAGAUAAUUGCCUGGAUGGGCAAUGUGAUAAUGGCAUUUGCCCCGAAAUGUUGUAAAAUAGUCUAUUAGUCUUUGUUUGCUAUCGAGUCGCGUCGUUAAAUGACUUACAUAGAGUUGUUCCGUUGUAAACCCUAAUGUAAACUGUAGUGCUCAAGGCCAGAUCUCACGUCUGUACAUGAACUCUUAUUUAUAGGAAGGUGUAAUUCUUAGAAACGUCAAUGGAUACAGCGAGCAUGUAACUCAACAUGGUUACGUGAUACUGACAUUUACUGCUGUAAAAUAUAUUUUAUACAUGGGCUAUUAUGUAUCUCACUUUAUAUCC
Morus notabilis is the source of this 2201-nucleotide messenger RNA. Its product is annotated as SMR domain-containing protein At5g58720. The record is from RefSeq and is a predicted model, not a curated record. The transcript is spliced from 11 exons. Bases 342 to 1826 code for a protein of 494 amino acids. NCBI's taxonomy places the organism in Eukaryota, Viridiplantae, Streptophyta, Magnoliopsida, Rosales, Moraceae.